Messenger RNA from Lachancea mirantina, 1404 nucleotides. Lineage: Eukaryota; Fungi; Ascomycota; Saccharomycetes; Saccharomycetales; Saccharomycetaceae. The record is from the annotation of a GenBank genome assembly.
AUGCCGCAGGACAGCUUUGAUUUCAAAUUUAGCCAAUGUUUUGGCGACAAGGCCGACAUUGUCGUUACGGAGGCCGAUAUCAUCACAGCGGUCGAAUUUGACCACACGGGCGACUUUCUCGCGACGGGUGAUCGGGGUGGACGCGUCGUGCUUUUCGAACGUAAUAAUAGUAAGCACUGCGAGUACAAAUUUCUGACAGAAUUUCAAUCCCAUGACGCCGAGUUCGAUUAUUUGAAAUCGCUUGAGAUCGAAGAGAAGAUCAACCAGAUCAAAUGGUGCCGACCCACGAACCAAUCGCACUUCUUACUGAGCACUAAUGACAAGACGAUCAAGUUAUGGAAAGUGUACGAGAAGAAUAUUAAACUCGUGAGUGAAAACAAUCUGAGCGAAGGAUCUUUGGCGUCCUCCCGGCCUGCUGGAACCGGUUCUGGUGCGCAGGGAGCCCGUCGCGGCAAUGGGGCUGCUAAAUCAGUGUUAUCGCUUUCUUCAUUGAAACUGCCGCGUAUGUCACAGCAUGACAAAAUCAUAGCAGCAGCUCCCAAAAGAAUCUACGGUAAUGCACACACGUAUCACAUUAAUUCCAUAUCGAUAAACUCAGAUCAGGAGACAUUUAUCAGCGCCGACGAUCUUCGCAUCAAUUUGUGGAACCUCGAAAUUCCUGACCAAUCGUUCAAUAUUGUUGACAUAAAGCCUGCCAAUAUGGAAGAGCUUACCGAAGUAAUCACGAGUGCAGAUUUCCAUCCUCAGCAAUGUAACCUAUUCAUGUAUUCCUCAUCCAAGGGCACGAUAAAAUUAGCGGACAUGCGUCAAAAUGCGCUUUGUGAUCUUCGAGCUAAGACUUUCGAGGAGUACCUUGAUCCUGUAAACCACAAUUUUUUCACAGAGAUCACAUCUUCGAUAUCAGACGUGAAAUUUAGCCCGGAUGGCCGCUAUAUUGCAUCUAGAGAUUAUUUGACGGUCAAGAUUUGGGACGUCAACAUGGAUACGAAACCUGUCAAGACAAUAAACAUACACGACCAAUUGAAAGAAAGGCUGAGUGAUACUUACGAAAAUGAUGCGAUUUUUGAUAAAUUCGAAGUCAAUUUCAGUGGCGACAGCUCGAGCCUAAUGACAGGAUCUUACAAUAACACAUUUAUGAUUUAUCCGAACGUCAUAAGCGGAGGCGCUUCGCCCGGUUCGAGGCGUCCUGAGCCGUCUACAAUGGAUGAGAUAGUACUACAGGCCGACAAGACAGCAUUCAAAUCCAAACGCCUAGGUACGUUGGAACAGCAAAGUGCACGCAAUAAAGAAUGGGGUGACGACAUAGAUUUCAAAAAGUCCAUUCUGCAUUUCUCAUGGCAUCCUCGGGAGAAUAGCGUGGCCAUUGCUGCCACCAACAAUUUAUUCAUUUUUUCUGCAUUGUAA